Psilocybe cubensis is the source of this 4350-nucleotide messenger RNA. RefSeq lists its product as uncharacterized. The record is from RefSeq and is a predicted model, not a curated record. The transcript is spliced from 23 exons. Gene Ontology annotation, molecular function: RNA binding. Bases 1 to 4350 code for a protein of 1449 amino acids. Gene Ontology annotation, cellular component: intracellular anatomical structure. Lineage: Eukaryota; Fungi; Basidiomycota; Agaricomycetes; Agaricales; Agrocybaceae.
AUGGCAAAGAAGAAGAAGACUCAACUCAAGCCCGUUGCUCGAGGAUUUACCACCACCUCGCUUCCAAAGAAAGUUGUUUCAGGGGAUAUUGCUGAAGUCGAAAGGCCUUCAAUCGAGGCUUCCGUUAACACGUUUGGUGAAGAUGACGAUGGAAAAAUUACGCAACGUAUUGAACCAGUGGAGAAGGAGACAUCAAGUAUAAUUUCAUCUGAGGAAGUGGAUUUGCAAAACCUUGUUGAUCGACACCAAGAUAAAACGGAGAGAGAGGUAUCUAGGACUUUGAAGUCUAUCGAAGUGGAUCGACGAUAUUCACAAACGCUACCUCGACUGGACAUAGAUCCCCUAUUGCGGGACAAAUUGUUGGACAUCUCUUUGAAUAGUGAAAUCUCCGAAGGUCAAAAAACAGUCGAAGACUCAGAAGAGAAAACACUUUCUAGACUUAGUAUCAGCUAUGGGGUACUAAGAAGAUUAGGUUUUACAGAAGAGCGCGUUGAUGAAUGUUUAAGAAGUAUUAGCGGCGUUGAACUAGACGAAGCAUUCGACUGGCUUUACCUGCAUUGCUCAGAAGAAGAGCUCCCUUUCGAAUCUCAAAUAUCUGCUACGUUCAAGCUGCCUAGUGGUGUGACUUUCCGAAAGAAUGUUACACCUCCACCUACACCUCGAAUUGAACAAGUACCUCUAUAUCACUCCAAACCAGUUGUCAAUCAAAGUCCAUCGAGCACAGGCGGUGUAAAUAUUUCGAAUUCAAAUAGUGCCGAAAACCCUGACGACUUAGUUGUGAUGGACAAACCUAAAACUCCCCCCACGGAUGAAUACACGACGAGUUCUGAAGGAACAGGGUCUGACGACGAGUUCGACAAUGAUCCUACCUUGGCCUAUGUUCGCCUCAAACUCAAGCUUGAUGAAAUAUCCUCGAACCCGCAAUCGCAGCUCAGACAGGAACAGCUGAAACAAUUACGAGACAGGUUGAAUAAAGUUGCUCAAGAUUACCUCUUCGACGAAAAGGAUGCAUUUCUACGGUACAAGGAAGAGCGCAACAAAAUCGAUCAGCAGCUAUUAAAUGAACGGCUUCGUCUUUCGGGCACAGAUCUCUCAGAGCCAUCGAAAUCGCGAGACAAAAAACCACAUACCACGAAGCCCAGCAAAGGCAGUAACAUUGUGGACGACGGCAAUGAUACUGAUGAUUCGAUCGGAAUGUUAGGGAUUCUUGAGGACCCAAAUGCCACUGAAAUUAAUAUCAAAGGUGUUACUUUCUGUCUGCGGGAUAUGACUGUGCCUAAACAUUGGUCGGGACCAAUGCCUAAAACUAUGCUUCGGGAUUUGGUGACCAAAAUGGACCGAUAUGCUGCUAUAUCUUAUACAACCCUUUCAGACCAUUCGCGAGCGAGACGAGCAAGUGUCAGUAUCUCAUGGCAAAACAAAAAAAGGGACGAAUGGAUUAUGGAUGACGUAGCAUGCUCUGAGGACUCUCAGGCAGAGCAAUAUAUAGCAGCAGUCGCCCUUCAUUCAUUAACGCAUCCUUUGGCAGAAGGAUUCAUUCCCUCCAUUCCUGCAAAUGCAAGUAGUUCUACUUCAUUCAGAUUACUGCCGGCUGUGUAUCGAGAUCUCUGGGACGAAAUGGAAAUAUCGAGGAAAGCCAGAGAUGAUGCUAUCAAUAGGCAGAUAUGGUCCAAACUGCUUUCUAUCAUGGAGGAUAAAAUUCAAAGAGAUUCAAAGGUUUGCCAACAUUUACAAAAGCAACAAAAAACAUCAUCUGGAAAGCCUUUGUCGGGAUUAAUUCGUAACCCUCUUGACAAUAAGGAUCACUUUGAUUCCCUUUCCCUUGCGUUUCAAGCUCGGCAGCAAACUACUGCUUACCAAGAAAUGCUCUCUCGCAGGAAUGACCUGCCAAUUGCACGAUUUCGUGAUCGUAUAGUUGAAAUCCUUGCAUAUUCACAAGUUCUUGUUCUAAGUGGCGAAACUGGAUGUGGGAAAUCAACUCAGGUUCCUUCAUUCAUUCUAGAGGAUCAUAUGUCAAAGGGAAAACCUUGCAAGAUAUAUUGCACCGAACCUAGGAGAAUUUCAGCCAUAUCAUUGGCGCAACGCGUAUCAUACGAACUCUGCGAUCCUCCGAAUUCUGUUGGGACGAAUAAUUCUCUUGUCGGCUAUUCGAUAAGAUUGGAGAGCAAUAUUUGUCGAAAUACCCGGUUAGCUUUUGUUACCAAUGGUAUCGCUUUAAGAAUGCUUGAAGGCGGAAGCGGACAAGGCGGAAGCGGGACUGCAUUCGAUGAAAUCACGGUCCAUGAACGCACUAUUGAAUCCGAUUUUUUAUUGAUUGUCCUAAAGUCAUUGCUAAUCGAGAGGCCUGACCUGAAGGUUGUCUUGAUGUCUGCAACGCUGGAUGCGGAAAAGAUAUCAAGUUACUUCGGGAAUUGCGAAAUUCUUCAGGUUCCUGGGCGUACCUUCCCUGUUGAUGUGAAAUAUCUUGAAGACGCAAUUGAAUGCACAAAGUGGUCAAUCUCUGACAAUUCUCCUUAUGCAAGACGACUCCAUGACAAAUAUUAUAAAGGAAAGAAUAGGUCGGAAUGGACAGAGGAUGCACCCACUAUAGAUGAUGAAGAUGACGAACUGAGCGACAGCAAAAACAAUACGGUCAAACUAGAAAAACGCUAUUCCACUGAAACAGUCGCGACACUAAAUACUAUCGAUGAACGAUUGAUUCCAUAUGACCUUAUUAUUAGGCUCUUGGAGGUCAUAUGUUUUGAAAAUUAUGUGUACCGGCCCUUCUCACCAGCUAUUUUGAUUUUCAUGCCGGGUUUGGGUGAAAUACGUCGGCUGAACGAUACCCUCGUCGAACACGCCUUCUUUGGUUCAAGUGAAUUUAGGAUUUAUCCUCUUCAUUCAACACUAUCAAGCGAAUCUCAAGGAGCAGUGUUUGACGUUCCACCUCCAGGAAUUCGCAAAAUUGUCAUUGCGACCAACAUUGCUGAAACAGGAAUCACAAUACCGGACAUUACAUGUGUGAUUGAUACGGGAAAGCAUCGUGAAAUGAGAUUUGAUGAAAAGCGACAGAUCAGUCGGCUAGUUGAGACUUUUAUUUCUCGAAGCAACGCUGCGCAAAGACGUGGUCGUGCAGGUCGCGUUCAAAGUGGACUUUGCUUUCAUCUGUUCACACGAAUUCGGCAUGAAACACAGAUGGCCGAAAGUCCUCUCCCUGAAAUGAUGAGACUUAGUUUAUCAGAUCUUGCUCUCCGAAUCAAAAUCAUGAAAGUCAAGCUUGGAUCUUCAAUAGAGGAUGUCCUCGCUCGUGCCCUUGAUCCACCUAUUUCUAUCAAUGUCCAGCGAGCAGUCUCGAUGCUCAUCGAGGUCCGAGCCUUGACACCUUCUGAGGAGAUCACCCCUAUGGGGAGGUUGUUGAGCAAAUUACCGACAGACGUCCAUCUCGGAAAAUUUUUGUUAAUUUCGACGUUGUUUCGUUGUCUUGAUCCCGCUCUUACCAUCGCCGCUACACUGAAUUCUAAAUCGCCCUUUGUCGCCCCUUUCGGUUUAGAGCAUGAUGCAGAUAGAGCCAGAAAUUCAUUUCGCAUUGAAAACUCGGAUUUUUUGACUAUCCAUAACGCCUUUUCCAGUUGGCGCACAUCAUGUGCAGAUCCUAAUUUUGCAAGGAAGUUUUGUCGCAAAUAUUUCUUGAGCCACCAGAAUCUACUACAGAUUGAAGACCUCCGCCAACAAUUUUUAGGGUACCUCAUUGACUCCGGAUUUAUUCAGGUUGAUAAGUCUAUUAUUCGCGAAUUAAGUCGCGCCCGGUUUUCACGCAAUCGUACGCGCUUUGUUCUAAUUCCAUCAGAACUGGAUGCAAACUCGGACAAGCCUACACUGGUUCAUGCUGCUCUAGCAGCAGGACUUUAUCCCAAAAUUUUAUCAGUGGAUCAGAAGAAUGGGCAACUGCGUACCAUCACCAACAAUCAACACGCUAUGUUCCAUCCCUCGUCGGUUAAUUUUGGCAGGAACCCAAUCGAUUUUGGAGUUAACCACCUGACAUAUUUCACGCUGAUGCAUUCUAAGAAACUGUAUGCUUGGGAAACAGCGCCUGUCGACGACCUUUCCAUGCUUUUGCUGUGCGGAGAAGCAGACUUCAAGCUUGCUGCUGACACCAUCUAUAUUGAUCGCAAGAUCAAGGUAUGCACAUCUCCGAAAACCAGCAUUGCUCUCAAAAUUCUUCGAGAGAGACUGACGAGUCUACUCGCACGACAAUACGAAGGAAAGGUACUUACAGACUCACAGUCGAAAUGGAUGGAGCUCGGAUUGCUAGCACUCAGCAGGAUAAAACUUGUAUCAGAAAAUGACGGAGCGGCCAUAGGAAUUAGAUAG